Messenger RNA from Lithohypha guttulata, 1854 nucleotides. RefSeq lists its product as uncharacterized. The record is from RefSeq and is a predicted model, not a curated record. Gene Ontology annotation, molecular function: zinc ion binding; transcription cis-regulatory region binding; DNA-binding transcription factor activity, RNA polymerase II-specific. Gene Ontology annotation, cellular component: nucleus. The coding region runs from base 1 to 1854 and encodes 617 amino acids. Gene Ontology annotation, biological process: positive regulation of transcription by RNA polymerase II. The transcript is spliced from 2 exons. Lineage: Eukaryota; Fungi; Ascomycota; Eurotiomycetes; Chaetothyriales; Trichomeriaceae.
AUGAGCAAUUCAAUCGACUCACCAUGUAGAGUUCGUUCAUUCCGUGGCUGUGGCACAUGCCGCUCCCGCCAUAUCAAAUGCGAUGAGGCCAGGCCCACCUGCUCGACAUGUACGGAAAAUGGUUCUUUCUGCACAGGAUACCUCAAGCAGAUCUUCUUCGACGAUGACAAAGUCGAUGGCCAGGUCCGAUACAGGCAGUUGCUGUUCACCGACGAGGAGCGUGUGAGCCUGAAUGCACUUAUGCUGCAGACCAUCCCAUUCCGUAAUACUUCUAGAGUCCUCGCUUACAUAGAAGACCAGUGCCAGGCCACAUCUACUUCCGAAGGUAUUGAUAUCAUACAGGGACCUUUUGGCGCUUUCAGACUCCCUACGCAUCCCAGCUUGGACGACAGCCUGGUCUUCACUUCAAACUUCCAGCUGGAUUCUUGCACGUUCGACACGCUGGAUUGGAAUGCUGAAUGCCUGCUGCCACCAGGUGAAGUGGUCGGAAACAUGAAUGACGAAUUGACCGUGCCUAGCGAACUCAAUCUUUCAACUCAAACUGAUGACAAUGAGCUUUGGCAAAAGACCUUCGAAAAUGCACCCCUCCUUCUGAAGCAUUACGUCGAGACGGUCAUUCCAAUGCUGACACCCAUGAGACACCACAAGACACCUUGGCACGUUCUGUUCUUACCCUUUACCAAGCAAACACUGGCCACAAUCACCAUCGGGCAAGAUGCCGAUUCUCCCAGCCUGACCACUUUCUUCGGCACACUCGCACUCAGCGCGCUAAGUCUGAUCUCACAGGAUGAGCGUUGGACAGCAUUAGCACAACUCUUUCAAUCUCGUGCACGAGAAUGCCUGCAGGAUACUCUCAACGAUGCGCUCAGCUCGCCCAAACACUUCAAGUACAAACAUAUCAUUAUGGCCAUGUUGACCAUGAUACAGCUGUCCAUGGCUGAUGGUUCAUGGGAUGAAACAGAUACCUUGCUGAUAGAGACUGAGAAGAUUAUACGCCUCAGAGGCCUUUGCAAGUCGUACAAGUCACGAAAAAUAAGACUGCUACAUCAUUGCUAUGCUUAUGCAAGAAUAUUUCAAGAAAGCAUUUCCUUGACCUCGUCACGAUCACCACUACUUCUCAAUCUUGUCGAUGCUGUCGAGAGCAGUGGUGUUGUAGUCAAAGGCGCAGACACGCCUUUCUUUGGUUUGAGUGCUUGGGGUGAUCUUGAACUCAAGUUUCAGGAACUCAAGACACAGGAGGUAGGCGAGAACGAUUUGCACCUCGCUAGCCCAGGCACAUGGAAGGCAACCCUCUACCCAGAAAUCUUUGGAGUGCCUGAAACUUGGCUCACCCUGCUUUCACAAAUCAUUCGACUUGCCAAUGAGAAAAGCAUAGCCGAGAUGGACGCGUCCGUUUUGUCGCUCAAAGACUUCACUUUUCGAGCAAAAGCACUGGAGAGGUAUAUCCUCCAAUGCAACAAAUCCAGGCCCGUACUUCGAGGAAAUCUGCCCGACCUCAUGCAAACAACGCUGUACAGUGCACUGGCGAUAUAUUUCUACCGAAGGAUAUACGAGGUUGAUGCGGAGCUACUUCAAGCAAGAGUCGUACACGUCAAAGAGUAUCUCACUACAUGCCAAUCUCUCUGUAACACAGCAGGCAUGUUCGAUGCUCUCAUGUGGCCAGCUUUCGUGGCAGGCUGUGAGGCUAUUGAUCCGAAUCUACAGGAGUACUUCUCUGCUUGGUUUGAUGUCGACACGAUGCACAACAAGUUGUCGGCUUCCAAAAGGAUGAGGCAAUUGAUGCUCAAGGUUUGGGAGAAUCGUGAGCAUGAUGAUAGAAAUUCAUGCAGCUGGCUACAGUUCCUUCGUAGUUGA